Molecule: messenger RNA, 1574 nt
Organism: Linum trigynum
Lineage: Eukaryota; Viridiplantae; Streptophyta; Magnoliopsida; Malpighiales; Linaceae
Source: the annotation of a GenBank genome assembly
CCAGUCCCCUCCUCCGCUCUUUCCUCCAUCACUACUUGUUCUUUCCCUCUCAUCUCCUUCCUCGUUGCCUUCUUCACUUGCUUUACUUUAUCAUAACCUAGCUUGCCCUUCUCUCCUCUCCCCGAAAACCUGGAAAUCCUGUGAAUAGUUGCGCGGCGAUUCAUUUCCUCAUUCCACGGCCGCCCCGGGACCCUUCACCAUCAACAGUACUACUACUACUACUUCUUCAAACUCUACCUCAUCCUAAGCUAGCUAGGCUAUGAAGAAAAUUUACUACUACUUUUUUUCCCCCUCCCUCCAACUUUCUUCUUCUCCUCCUAAGUUGAAACCCUGUUCCUAAUUCGUACACAACUUCUGAAACUUAACCAUCAAUGCUUCCUUUCCUUCUUUCUGGUAUGGUACCAAUUAUUAUUAUAUCUCCUUAACUCCUCUCCUCUCCUCUCUUCAUUUCAUCAAUGGACUCCCUCGCUCACCACCACCACCACCACUCUCCAUCCGACAUGGACGCCUCCUCCUCCUCCUCAGCCAACCACCGUAUGGGAAUCAUAUUCAACGCCAUAACCCACCACCAACAACCUGCACCACCAAUCACCACCACCGCCCCGACGUCUCCACCGGCGGGAGUACAGCUGAGCAGGUACGAGAACCAGAAGAGGAGGGACUGGAACACGUUCGGGCAGUACCUCCGGAACCACCGCCCCCCGCUCUCCCUCCCCCGCUGCAGCGGCGCCCACGUCCUGGAGUUCCUCCGCUACCUCGACCAGUUCGGGAAGACCAAAGUCCACACCCCUAUCUGCCCCUUCUACGGCCACCCCACCCCGCCGGCGCCCUGCCCCUGCCCUCUCCGCCAGGCAUGGGGAUCCCUCGACGCCCUCAUCGGCCGCCUCCGCGCCGCCUUUGAGGAGAACGGCGGCAAGCCCGAGUCCAACCCCUUCGGUGCCCGCGCCGUCAGGCUCUACCUCAGGGAGGUCCGCGACCACCAGUCCAAAGCCAGAGGCGUCAGCUACGAGAAGAAGAAGCGCAAGCGUCCCCCGCAACAACAGCACCCGCAUUUGCCGCCGCAACUUCCGCCGCCGCCGCAGCACCACCACCACGGGAACGUUAUUCAUGUGAUGCAAACGUAUCCUUCUGCUCAUCAUCCACCUGGUGCAACUUAGUUCAGAAUGGUUUGUUACCACCGCUAAUAAUGUUGGUAAUAAUAAUAAAAAUAAUUGUACUGUUUGAGAGAUCGAAAGAUUGAUUCUCUGGGAAGGAAGUGGGAGGAGCUGCUGAUCUUGGUGGUGUGUAUUAAUUAAUCUCUCAGUGUAGUCGCAUGCUGAUUAGGGUUUCCAGUCUGCUGUUUAUUAUUUACAUUUUUUUUUUUUUUUGUUUGGCUGUAAUCGUUUUGAUACAAGCAGAGCAGUGUAAUCGUUGGUGGUAUUCACUUACCGCUACGACUGCGUAGUACUACUAGAAACCAGGGCAAAAGUCGAGUAGGUAGCUCUAAAACCCGAAAUCUAUCUGCUCUAUCUAUGAUUACGUUAGUUAAUGUGUAUACUAAUAUCCUUUUUCCUGAAUUAACUAAUUAUGAUCAA